AUGGUGUACAUCGCGCUCGUGGUGCGACAUCUCGUGCGACGGUCGUGCGUCGCCGUCGCGUCGUGGGCGCGGUCGAUCGCGCGUGGCGCGCGCGUGAUGUCCUCGACGUCGCCCGUGGGCGCGUCGCGCGCGGGACCGGGGAGGGAAACGCGGACGCGCGCGGACGCGAAGCCGCGGACGGCGGCGUUCGUCCUCGCGCGGGACGGAAUCGGUGAAGACGCGAGGGCGACGUGCGAGAGAUUGGCCGAGAUCGCGUCGUGGUGCGGUGCGGUUGGAAUCGAGCGCGUGAGCGCGUAUGAGUCGAGUGGACGCGUCGCGGAUGGGCGAGGGAGAGACGCGAUGCGGGACGCGUUGGAGCGGCGAGCGAGGCGAGACGGAUUCGCGUACGUACUUCGAGCGUGCGAUCGCGAGAACGGUGGGAAAAUCGACGUCAUCGCUCGGGGGGGGGGCGAUGGGGGGUCGAGCGCGUGGACGAUCGAGGUGGACGCGUUGCGGGCGGAGGACGCGUGCGCGGCGCUCGUCGCCGCGGCGACGCGCGCGGAUGUAGAAUCGGUCGACGACGAGCGCGAUGAGGAUCACGAAGGGCGCGCGUUCGAAAAUAAACGACAUGUCGGGAAGAUUGAGCGAUGGAUGCGUGAUCGAGGAAAUUUCCUCACGCCCGCGGAUGUCGUCGUCGUCUUCGGCGAAGUGUUCCAUCUCGACGGCUAUCCUCCGUGGCAGUUGUACGCGGCCGAAAUGUUCCACGAGACCUCGCUGGAGGCGUUCACGCGCGAGAAAUUCGCGCGCAUCGUCGAAAAGUAUCGAACCACGGCGCAGAGAUUCGGGAGAUGA
Messenger RNA from Ostreococcus tauri, 831 nucleotides. Its product is annotated as Decaprenyl diphosphate synthase-like. Gene Ontology annotation, molecular function: ditrans,polycis-polyprenyl diphosphate synthase [(2E,6E)-farnesyl diphosphate specific] activity. Gene Ontology annotation, cellular component: endoplasmic reticulum membrane; dehydrodolichyl diphosphate synthase complex. The transcript has a single exon. NCBI's taxonomy places the organism in Eukaryota, Viridiplantae, Chlorophyta, Mamiellophyceae, Mamiellales, Bathycoccaceae. The record is from RefSeq and is a predicted model, not a curated record. The coding region runs from base 1 to 831 and encodes 276 amino acids.